Molecule: messenger RNA, 279 nt
Organism: Didymodactylos carnosus
Lineage: Eukaryota; Metazoa; Rotifera; Eurotatoria; Philodinida; Philodinidae
Source: the annotation of a GenBank genome assembly
AUGCCACAGGAAAUUCAGUCAAAAUCUCAACGUACAGUGGUUCAUCCACUAACAUUUAGUGGUCUAAAAGACGUUCUUGUUGAAACGUUAAAAAAUGAUCAACAAUUACAAACACAAGUGGCUGCCAUAGUCAGUUCUAACAAUAGUGAUGUAUCAAGCUCAGCCAAAGAUAUUAUUGAUGUUAUGUAUCAAGGAGUCUUAAAAGAAAUUGGUCAACGUCUGGGUGCAUUAGAAAGACAAACCGAUGCAUUAGAAAAGAAAACAGAUAGAACUAUAUAA